AUGCCACACCAGAAGUCUCCACUAGAACUUGUGACAGUAACUGAUGUCUCUUGUCCCCUAGGUCUAGGUCCUGGUUCCGACCCGCGGAGAGUCCAGCAGCUGGAGGAGGAGGUGCAGCGUCUCUCCCACGACCUCCUGGACCUGCAGGCCGCCAUGACGGGCAUGAACGCCAACCUGCGCCAAGACCUCCAGGAGGACGCCAGCAAGAUCUUCCUGAGCAUGCUGGGCGGCCUGCAGUAUCCGCAGCACCAAGGGCCCGCCAGCGCCGUAGGAGGCGGCACGGAGAGCAUCGCCCUGCCCCUGCCAGCCAUCACCUCCGACCCCGUCACGGUGUCGCUGAUCGAGCAGCUGCAGAAUCAGCUCGGGGAUCUGUCCAACACCCUCGCCACUAACAACCAAGUCAUCAAAGAUUUGCAAGAGCAGGUUAGACAGCAGGAGGAACAGCUGCGCAACAAACCGGCCUGCUGUGCAGCACGAGGUCAGCAGGACACCUCCAAGUCUCCUCCGCCGGCGCCAAACCCCGACUCGAGCAGCCAAGGCUCGCUGAAGGACUACGUGGACGGCCUGGUGUCCACCCUCCGCGACGAGCUCAUGGAGGGCAUGGACAUCAAGAUGGCCGACCUGAAGAACUCGUGCGACUACAAGGUGAUGUCCGUGCAGGAGCAGUGUGAGGAGCAGGAGACCUCCUACCUCAGCCUGGCCGAGAUGCUCGAGUCCAAGGAGGCCGAGCUCCGCAAGGAGAUCCGCGACCUCCGUCUCUCACUGGGGGACAGCUCGCCAGCAGGGAAGCCAGGCGCGUCCUCCUCUCCUCCGAAGACAACGAAGGAGGAGGUGGGCGGUGGCGAUGGCGAUGUGGGCAAAAGGCUCACACAGGUGGAGGAGGUCCAGCGUGAGCUGCUGAGUGUUCUGAAGCAGCAGAACAGCACGCUGAGGAGCAUGGAGCAGAGUGGAGCGGAGCUGGAGGGUCGCGUGGGCCUGGCGGAGAGGAGCGCCGAGGUGCACUGCCUGUUCCUGGAGGAGAAGCUGCGGCGGGAGAGGGAGAAGGAGAGACGGGAGGAGGCCGAGGAGCGGAGGAAAGAGGGCCAGGAGAGGGAGAAGGAGAGACGGGAGGAGGCCGAGGAGCGAAAGAAACAGGGCCUGGGGAACAGCUCCGCUCUGGAAGACUUGAAGAAGGAGCUGAGAACCCACCAGAACCUCAUACACGACCUGAAGGAAGCCCUCAACGCCACUGAAAAUGGCAGACGAGACACACAGCAGUGCUGUCACGAGGUGCAGUCUCUCACAAAGCAGCUCAAGGGGCUGGAGGACUCUGUCUCGGGGCUGAACAACACAGUGGCUAAGAACUCCCACGAUCUCCAACUGGUGAGCGUGAACAAUAGGCAUGCUGACAGCCGCUCCAGCACCACCAAGGCACCACUCCGCAGGGACAUCUCCAUGCAGCAGAUCUUCACCUCGCUGGAUGACGCGUGGGCGGGCGGCUCCAGCGUGACGGAGGCACCACUCCGUGGGGACAACUCCAUGGAUCAGAGGCUGACUUCGCUGGAGGUUGCCUGGACAGGCGUAGACGGCCGGGUCUCCCAGAUGGAGGGAGUGUGCGGCCGGCUAGAGCCCAUGUCCGACAGCCUGGCGAGGAUCAAGGACGGGCUGAACAAGCACGUGACUGGCCUGUGGAGAUGCGUCAACCAGAUGAACGGCACCUUGCGGGCACACACGCAGAACCUCCACGCCCUGUACCGACACGCACACAUAGAGGACAGCGUGGGAGACACGACAGACACUCCGCUCCACUCAGGUAAAGAAGACUCUGUUGUGACGGGGUCCACAGCUCCACAGGCCCCGGUGCUGGAGGCAGGUGAGGCAGGUCCCCCGGGCACCAUGCGAGCCUCCCGUCCCCCACAGCAGGGCUCCAACGGCAGCAUGACCCCCCUCAAGGGCUACGCUGGGGCUCCAGGUUACCCCCCUGUGUCUCCAGUCUUCCAUGGCCCCGACAAUCCCUCAGAUCAGCUCAAACUGAAGACCGUCCAGCUGCCUUUGCUGACAUUAGGUGAACAGGUCCUAUUUGACCCGGUGUCCUUCUCCGCGGGCCUGACUCUGCUGCCCUUUCCCGGGGCGAUGGGCAUCAUUCGCUUCAACAAGAUGUUCCUCAACGAUGGAGGACAUUAUGACCCACACACUGGUGUCUUCACCGUACCUGUGGCUGGCCGCUAUCUGAUCAGUGCUGUGGUGAAAGCGGAGCGGGCAGACCGAGCAGAGGUGGUGCUUUCCGUGUCCAAUCACAACAUCCAGAGGCUCACCACGUCAUCCUCAUCCUCGUCCCCCAGAAGCGGGGCCACAGACAGCUGUUCAUGCGAUGGCUCGGCCUCCCUCAACCUCGUCAUGGACUUGAAACGAGGGGACCGGGUGGGACUGGUGAUGACCUCUGGCAGACUGGCGGCGUCCACGUCCAGCGAGGUCACGUCCACAUUCAGUGCCGUGCUACUGUAUCCAACACCAGCAAACUGACAUGACAACUGACUGGCAAAUGAGUGGGAGCACAAUGUGACUGCAAGAUCAGCAACACCAACCAGCAAAUGGGUGUCAGUAGACACUUCAAGGCUGAAUGAAAGGAUGCAAUGUUGGCAUCUCAAUUACGGAUGAAAAAUGUCUGAAUAGGGUCCUGAAAAGGUCAAUGCUGAGCCCUUUGGAUCAUCCUGACAUAGCCCCUCAGACAGCAGCCCUGUGAUUGGUUUAUAUUACACUCUACGUCAAAAAAAAAAGAAAGAGAGAGAAAUGUCCAUGUUUGUCACAGGGUGCAAGUCAAACUGCUUCCUCCCGUCCUUUCCUGGUUCUCCCGUCCUCUUGCGUCAGUGUUGCCUCGCCUAUGUGGAGGAAACAAUUAACUUUCCCUGCUGUCAGCCGACACAAAGAAACCUUUGGGGAACUUUCCUCCUUUCAACAUCCCAGCUGAGAAUGACAGAAUGUUUUGCGAGGGCCUGCACACAUUGAAGGUUUCUUUGUAAGCAGGUGCAUCUUUUCAUGGUACUAUAGUCUUCAGUUGUCAGAGGAAGAGUGCAACUGCUGCUGUGGGGUUCCACCGCUUUUUUUUUUUUGGCGUGCUUCAAGGGGUAUGCCACUA
Engraulis encrasicolus (European anchovy) is the source of this 3115-nucleotide messenger RNA. Its product is annotated as EMILIN-2-like. Bases 1 to 2502 code for a protein of 833 amino acids. The transcript is spliced from 7 exons. Gene Ontology annotation, molecular function: protein binding. Lineage: Eukaryota; Metazoa; Chordata; Actinopteri; Clupeiformes; Engraulidae. The record is from RefSeq and is a predicted model, not a curated record.